This is a messenger RNA of Caenorhabditis elegans, 3107 nucleotides long. It is a transcript of the gene ivns-1, whose product is annotated as BTB domain-containing protein. The record is from RefSeq and is marked reviewed. Lineage: Eukaryota; Metazoa; Nematoda; Chromadorea; Rhabditida; Rhabditidae. Bases 68 to 2521 code for a protein of 817 amino acids. The transcript is spliced from 11 exons.
CCUCGGCUCUUCUUUGGUCGCUUAAAACCAACUGCCAUCAACCAACUCACUCAUCUAUUAAUCAACAAUGCCCCUCGAACUGAACAUCGACCUUACCGAGGAGCGUCCGAAAGUUCCGGAAAUCGUGGCUUUCGCCAUGGAUAAGCCGGUUUUGAAUAAGACCAACGUGCUCACGCUCAUCCCGAAACGUAAUCGUUCGGCUGUUUCGAUGCGUGCCGACGAGACGGACAAUUGGGGACAAGAGGCUCUCGAUGAGAAGGAAGCCUACACUCUUAUGCUCCGCGAUCCGAGCAUCAAGAACGACCUGUUGGAUAGACUCAAUACGUUCAGAAGAAACCGCGAGCUCUGUGAUGCCGUGCUUUUUGUCAAGGAACGCGAGAUUUUCGUUCACAAGGUUGUACUCGCUGCGGUCUCACCGGCGCUAUUGGACAUGUUCAACGAGGAGAAUGAAAGCAGUCAAGACGAAAAAUCGCCAACUUCCUCCAGCCCUACCAACGGCCACACCAACGGAAUUACCAAUGGAAAUGGAGAAGUUGCUCACGAGAAUGGAGCACCUGUGUCGGCCCAAAAACCACAAAAAUCAUCGACAACUUUUUACGAAUUCUCGCAAACCGACUUUGAAUGUUUCGAGGCGCUUGUCAACUUUGCCUACACCGCUAAUUUGGAAAUCAGUUCGCGUAAAGUGGCGGAGCUGUACAAAACCGCCUACGCUCUCCAAAUGAUUCCAGUUAUUCGUGCGUGUGCGGCAUACCUUGCCGAAAAUCUGCAGCUUUCCAAUUGCAUUGGAAUUCGUCGACAGGCGAACUUCCACAACGACACAUUCCUCAUGGGCAAAGUAGAUCAGUUCAUAGUCGACAACUUUGAUUCGAUUGUAAAUGACAGCAAGGAAUUCACACAGCUUCCCGUCAUUCAGGUCAGAAUUAUUGUGCCUGCUGAAGAUGGAAAAGUGACGAACAACGCUAAUAACAAUGGAGGAUUGGCAGAGAUGGCUUUGUUUUACUUCCAAAACAUGCCACAUGACCGUGCGGAGCACUCGAUCGACCUUCUCACAUGCAAGACGCACAUCUUGUACAUGGAGGAGAACCACUUGGCAGAUUGCAUUGAAAUGGAUGAGCGUUCGUCAGUCGGCAGUUGCGAUAUCAUUCAAGACUACAAAAAAUCUGGAAAAGAUAGAAAAGACGUGGCGAAAGCUAUGACUGCUCAGGAGCCUAUCAUCAACUCAGUUGUUCAGCACAGAGUGAAUGGAGCUGUUCCAGUACGACUCAAUGCGUCUCGUCUUCCAAACAUGAACGCGUCGAACGAAAGUCUCGAAUCAGCUGGAACUGAUGACUCGGACCCGCAAGAUACAAUCGAGGCACGACUAAUUUCCACUCAUCAGACAGCCCCACAAUACUGGGUUGCUCUUGUCGUUCUGUAUCGUCGCCUCUGCGUGCUUAGCCUUCAGCUUACGGACAACGAGGAACUUUUGCGCACCAAACGCGAGCCAUGUCCGGUUGAUUCUCAAAAAGCUGCUCUUCUUUCUCGCUUGAUUUCGUGCACCGGAAAGCAGCAAAAACCACUGGAGUGCAUGAGUGCUCCACGUUGCUCCAUUGGAGCCUCAUUUUUGAAUGGAAAGAUUUUCGUGUGCGGAGGCUAUGAUCGUGGAGAAUGCUUGAGAAGCGUUGAAGAAUAUGACGUUGUCAAUGGCAAGUGGAGAAAUGUUGCCAAAAUGAAGGCAGAAAGAGGUCGAUUUGACUGUACCAUUCAUGGCGGAAAAGUCUUCGCUGUUGCGGGUAGUAAUGGAAACAAUGACCUCAAGAGUUGUGAGAUUUACGAUCCAAAGGCUGAUGUAUGGGCUCCACUUCCAAACCUGGCAACUGCUAGAUGUCAUAAUGGAUGUGCCACUAUUGACAACUACGUCUACUGCAUUGGAGGAUCAUUUGAUCAGAAAGUUCUGAAAGAUUGUGAGCGCCUAGACACUACAAAGCUGGGUACUGAAGAAGCUGAAUGGGAGCCGAUGGCGUCAAUGGAACAUCCAAGAUAUCAAGCCGGAGUCUGCACUUGGAAAGGGCUUGUUGUGGCUGCCGGUGGUUGCGAUCGCUGGACAUGCAUGGACUCUGUUGAAGCAUUCGAUCCAAAAACCAAUGCAUGGCGUCAACUUCCGAAGCUUCGUCAGGCAAGACGCGGAGGUGCUGUGGCUGUGGUUCGUGACACUUUAUACGUGAUUGGAGGGCACGAUGGAACUCAGUCAUUGGAUACUGUGGAGAUUCUAGACAGUCCUUCGUCUCAAUGGCGUGUUGGUCCAACUUUGACUACUCCAAGAGCCAACACCCAUGCCGUUGUCACCGCCGGAAACGUGAUCUUCUGCAUUGGAGGUUUCAACGGCGUCAAGUUCCUUGACACAAUCGAGCUUUUGGAGAAUGAACAAAUCGGCUGGCGUAACUGGCAGCACUGUCCACAGCAGAUUCUCGAAGAGCACGAGGAAGAAGACUCAAGCCUCAUGGACGAUGAAGCUACUUCCACCGCACCCUCUUCUCCUUAAAACUUGAAAUUGUUGGAGAUUUCUUAUUUGUACACUUCUUCCUUUACAUGUUCACUUGCUUGCUUUUCUUGGUAUUUUCCUUUUUGUCUGGUAUCUGCCCUUUUUCUAAUUUUUUAUUCAUCUCUAGAUAAUUGACAUUUCUCGUCUGAAAAUAUCAAUUGGUACACUUUUCGUUGUAAAAACAUAUAUUAUUUUCUUUUUGUGAUUUAAAAGUUACCUGGGCAUUUCUUCCCUGGAACUACACACUUUCAAAAAUUCUGGAAAUCGUUUUCAAAUUUUCACAGUUCCUUUCAUCCAUAUUGGUUUGUUUUUGUUUCACUUUGUUCAUUUCUGAUUGUAAAUUUUGAUAUCCUUCGUCUCUCAUACAUUUCUCUUUUUCUUCCUACUGUUUCUUCUCCAAGUUUAAAAUACUUAUGGUUUGGCAAUACAAAGAUUCACGUAGAUUACUGGUAUUGUAGAUGAUCCCAUCACCCCCAUCCUUUUUCUUCACUGAUUCGAUUCCUACGCAAUUGUUUCUGUUUUUCUAGCCCGUUUUGUCAAACGUGAGAAGAGGCCCAAAAACGAAAAAUAAACUUUUUUUCAUUGG